CCAUCAACAACAUCACCAACACACAAUGGGUAGAGGUCCAAAGAAGCAUCUUAAGAGAUUGGCAGCACCAUCCCACUGGAUGCUCGACAAGUUGAGCGGUGUCUACGCUCCACGUCCAUCCGCUGGUCCACACAAGCUUAGAGAGUCCUUGCCAUUGAUUGUCUUCUUGCGUAACCGUCUCAAAUAUGCUUUGAACGGUCGUGAGGUCAAGGCUAUCUUGAUGCAAAGACACGUUAAGGUUGACAACAAGGUCAGAACUGACGCCACUUUCCCAACUGGUUUCAUGGAUGUCAUCUCCUUGGAGGCCACCAACGAGAACUUCAGAUUGGUCUACGAUGUCAAGGGUAGAUUUGCUGUCCACAGAAUCACCGAUGAUGAAGCUUCUUACAAGCUUGCUAAGGUCAAGAAGGUUCAGUUGGGUAAGAGAGGUAUCCCAUACGUUGUUACCCACGACGGUAGAACUAUCCGUUACCCAGACCCAAACAUCAAGGUUAACGACACCGUUAAGAUUGACUUGACCACUGGUAAGAUCUUUGACUUCAUCAAGUUCGACACCGGUAAGUUGGUCUACGUCACUGGUGGUCGUAACUUGGGUCGUAUUGGUACCAUCGUUCACCGUGAGCGUCACGAGGGUGGUUUCGAUUUGGUUCACAUCAAGGAUUCUCUUGAGAACACCUUCGUCACCAGAUUGUCCAACGUUUUCGUCAUCGGUGAGACUGGUAAGCCAUGGAUCUCCUUGCCAAAGGGUAAGGGUGUCAAGCUCAGUAUCUCUGAGGAACGUGACAGAAGAAGAGCUCAACAAGGUUACUAAAUUUUUCAAUUUUAAAAGUUUUCUGAGGUUUUUUUGUUGAAGAUUGGAGAGUUGUAACAUAAGAGAAGAGUGUGUUGUCAUGAAAUAAGAGAACAAGACACUGUUUUCUUGAUGUUUUAUUGUUGCAUCAUUUUGUUAAUGAUAAUGCAACUGGUUGGGUGAAGUGAAACCAGGUGUGUUGUAUAUUUUUGUUUAGGUUCUAACUACAAAUAGAAUCGAUCAUCUUUCGGAAGCAAGCCU
Messenger RNA from Williopsis jadinii, 1051 nucleotides. Its product is annotated as 40S ribosomal protein eS4. Lineage: Eukaryota; Fungi; Ascomycota; Saccharomycetes; Phaffomycetales; Wickerhamomycetaceae. The record is from RefSeq and is a predicted model, not a curated record. Gene Ontology annotation, cellular component: cytosolic small ribosomal subunit; ribosome. Gene Ontology annotation, biological process: translation. Bases 26 to 811 code for a protein of 261 amino acids. The transcript has a single exon. Gene Ontology annotation, molecular function: RNA binding; structural constituent of ribosome.